AUAGUAAAUCGUUGGAAAUUCCAUCUCUAAUUUCGAACAUCUGGGUGUUAAAAAUAUUUUCGGCAAAAAUUAACAAAAUCAACGAGUGCAAUAAAAUCUCCAGUGAUUUCUUUAGCGAUUUCUUUCGCCCUUUUAAAUUACAAAGAAUCCAAUCGAAUCGGUGAAAAGAGGAGUGCCACGAGGAGAGGAAGGAAGAGCCCGAAGAAAUUUACUUUUCUGUGCAUGUGUGUGCGUGCGUGUGUGUGGUAGUAGUAGUAUUUUUUCAUUUCUGUUUUCACUAUGCUGCCAGCGAUGUAGAGCUGCUGAUGGCCCCUCUUCCACGGGGGCCGCGGCGAUUGCGAUGCAAUAAGAGUGAAUUAGACACGGAAUAAAAAAAAAACAAAAACAAAAAAAAGCGACAAAAACAAAAAAGAAAGACGAUAGGCGGUUGGCCAAAUUACGCCGCAGUUGAAAAGAAAAGCGCGAAGAAGAAGCAACAAUACGUCAAAUAUCUCUCUCCAAUACCAUCACACGGCUCGGAUCGUCGUCUCACCGUGCCGUGUCCGUGUGCUCGAAAAUUCUGGUGGCCCCAGCCCCCAAGAACAACAAAUCCAAACCGAAACCGAACAACAACAUCAAAAAGAACAACAAACAUCCGUUCGAGCAUUGACAACUGAUACGUAGAAUUAUGAAUGUAGAGAGCCAACUGAAGACACCGCUAACGCACAUACGCAAUCUGGUCAAGCACGUGAAUAAGCGAAAUUUUAAUGAAACCAGCGAGCAAAUAAAGCAGUUCGCCAAAGAGCACGGACUGGAAGCGGAACGCAGCAGUCUGCGCCACCUGUUCUCCGUGAUCAACCUCAGCGAUCCCGCGCCGUCGGUCACCGUUCAGCUGCAGGCAAAGCUCCUGGGCACCCAGUUGCAGCGUCAGCUGCAGAAUCCCUCGUUUGUGUCCAACAUCUGUUUUGCCUUUGACCAGUACUUUGCGAGCAACCAGAAGUCGUUUAAGCCUGCUGCGGUAGCCGAUCUAGUUAGCCACGUGUCCCGACUGACCGGCAUCAACAAGCUCUGCGAGUGCAUAUUUGCGUUGGCCGUGACCCAUUCCUCUCAUCCCGAGCUUAGGCAGUCAGCGAGGAACAACUUGCAGGUGUCCCUCGUCGAGCUGAUCGAUUCGUAUUUGGGCAAAGGAAACAGCAACCCGGCCAGCAGUGGUCUGCAGGAGAUAUCGUUUGACCUGCUGCAGUAUUUACUGUGCUGUCUCAAGGAGUACGUGAAACCGCAGCUGGAGGCCCAGUUUUUGGUAAAACUUCGCGAGGAGUUUCCGCGCCAAGCGGUGCCAUUGGUUCUAGCGCCGUUCCUUUACGGCUCCGGCUCGACCACGGCGUCGGCGACGAUUUCGGGAGCAAGUGCCAGCGAAACGGAUGCAGAGGCCGAAGCAACGGCCAGCAGCAACAGCAACAGCUCCAGUUACGAGGCAGAUGCUCUGAACGAGGUGGGAAUUGAGGAUAUCUAUGACCAUUUAAGCGAGAUAAUAUUCACCAACCAGGGCAAAAAUAAUAUUAUGGACACAUCCUGGAUUAAUCUAGUCCUUGAAAUCGGUUAUGAAUUUACAUCGAGCGUUGAAGAGUGCAAGAAUCAUUUGUGUUCCCGCGAACGCGCUGAGCUUCAGUCCAAAGAUGUCGCCAAGAUCGUUGGACUCAUGUGCCGACGGCACUCGUCGCUGCUCGAUUGUAAUGUAAAUCUACCGACGCCAGCGAACUUCUGGCCCGGACAGGGACAAUCACAGGGUCAGGGUUCAGGUAGUAACAGCAGCGGCGGCGGCGGCUCGUCGCAGACACAAAGUACUUCGCAGCAGCAGAGCUCCAGUAGCAGUAGCAACAACAACGAUGGCAGUGAGGGAAAUGCGUCCAGUGAUAAGAAGGACAAGAAGGAGACGACGGAGGCCACACAGACAUGGAAGCCAGAUGUCUUUGUGCAGGCCCUCAAGGAGGUGGUGCCCCAGCUCAACUGGAAGGACGUGUGCAUGGAACUCGAUCAUCCCGAGUUUGUGCUAAAGGAUCGCAUUGGCUUGGACUUGCUUUUAACCAUCCUGCGAUUGGCCACGGGCUCCAGCUUAUUCCCACAUCCAGAAUGCAUUUAUCGCCACUGGGCCAACACGGAGGGUCAGCUGUCGCUGAUUACCACUAUGCUGAAGAACCCGGAUCUCUUCUCCUUUGCCGACUUUGUGUUCAGUCAGCCAGCGUUGGAUGUGCUGAAAACGGCUCCAGAUGCCGACAACAAAGAGAUCUCGGCGUGGAAGUCACUGCAUCUGGUGGAGGUGCUGCUCUCCAUCGCGGACAAGGGAUAUUAUACGCAGGUGCAUGAGCUCUUGAAGUUCCCUGCCCAGAAUUGUCCCGACGUGUUGUUCCUGGCCCUGCUGCACAUCAGUCCACCCCUGACGCCUCUCCGUCAGGAUUUAUUUAACCAACUGAUACCUACGUUCCUUGGCAACCAUCCCAACUCCAACGUGAUCCUGGCUAGCGCCUGGAGUUCGACGAACUUCCAACUGCGCCCCAACAUAAUGAAUGCCAUGUCCGAAUGGUAUCUGCGCGGCAGUGAAUUCGAUCAGGUGAAGCUGUCGCGUAUCUUAGACCUUGCCCAGGACCUGAAGGCGCUGUCCUCUCUGCUGAACGCCCGCUCUUUCCUGUUCAUUAUCGACCUGGCCUGCCUUGCCUCCCGGCGUGAGUACCUGAAGCUGGAGAAGUGGCUAACCGAUAAGAUUCGCGACCACGGCGAGCCCUUCAUGCAGGCCAUGAUCAAGGUGCUGCUGCGUCGAUGCCCCCAGGUGGUUAAUGCCAAAAUGCCCGAGGACCAGCUGCCCCCCAAGCAGACUCAACUCUUGCCCGAGACUGUGACCACGAUGAUCAACUGCCUGCACACGUGCAUCAACAGCUGCAUGCAGCCGGAAAUGGGCGAGAUGAUUAUGCAGAUGACCGCCAAUGUGGCCAUUAUGGCGAAUAAGUCACGUGUUCAGCAGCAGCAACAACAACCAGGUUUGGUUCCGCCGCCGCCACCAAAUAUCUUGCGCGGCCAUCGUGGCAUGGAUCUUCCCGGCGGCAUUGUGCCACCGCCGCCACAGCAACCCUUCUCUGGAAACCUUAAUGCCCAGAUGUUUGGACCCGGAAUGGAUCCGCUUACGAAUAUGUCCAACAACCUGGCAGGCCUCAACCUGAGCGGCCCGAACGGUGCCUUCAAUUUUGGCAACAUGCUAACCUCUCCUUCGCGUUUAAUGACUCCGGGAGCCAGUCCCUAUCCGCUGAAUCCCAUGCAGAUGCCACAGGCUCCACCACCACCCAAUGUUGGGAAUCUUGGUCGCAUGCUGCCCGGUGGUCCCCAACAGCCAACUCCUACGCCCACGCCGACGGCCCCGAAUCCCAACAACCCGGUGAUGGCCGACUUACAGAUACCUGUGUCCAAGGAGGUGGAGGACGAGGUGAACUCGUAUUUCCAACGCAUCUACAACCACCAGCCCAAUCCCACUCUCUCUAUCGACGAAGUUUUGGAUAUCCUGCAGCGCUUCAAGGAGUCCAGCAACCGGCGGGAGCAGGAGGUCUUCUUGUGCAUGCUGCGCAAUCUGUUUGAGGAGUACCGCUUUUUCUGUCAAUAUCCGGAGAAAGAGCUGCAGAUCACAGCCCAGCUGUUUGGCGGCAUCAUUGACCGCAAUCUGGUGCCCACUUUUGUUGCCCUGGGACUCUCCUUGCGUUGUGUUUUGGAUGCACUCCGCAAGCCCGAAGGCUCCAAGCUUUAUUACUUCGGUGUGACGGCACUGGAUAGGUUUAGGACUCGACUGCACACCUACAACAAGUACUGCGAGCACAUCCGUUCCAUUCCCCACUUCUCGGACUUUCCGCCGCACCUCAUCCACUAUGUGGAAUACGGAAUGCAUGGCCAGGAGCCGCCGCCACAGAAGCUGAUUGGCCUCAGCAACACGAUUCCGCCUGUGAUAUCCACAGGGCCGAUAACUGAGCCUCUGUAUAGGACCAAUUCCAUGCAGGGAAACAUGCCCGCUGCCACGCCCGGAUCAGGACCCAAAUCGAACGUAGCUGUGUCCCAUGCCACCCGGAUGAAGUCUAUUGCCAAUGCCACCAAUAUCGAUACCCUGCUGGUGGCCAACCAGGAGGAGAAAGUGACGAUACCGCCAGAGCCCGUGCAGGACAAAACGGCCUUCAUAUUCAAUAACCUCAGCCAGUUGAAUAUCCCCCAGAAGUGCGACGAGAUCAAGGAGAUCAUGACCAAGGAGUAUUGGCCCUGGCUAGCCCAAUAUUUGGUUCUCAAGCGUGCCUCCAUGGAGUUCAACUUCCAUACGCUGUACUACAACUUCCUGGAAGCCCUCAAGAACUGCGAGAUCAAUCGGUUUGUGACCAAGGAGACGCUGCGCAACAUCAAGGUGCUGCUGCGCUCUGAUAAGGGAGUCAUCAACUUCUCCGAUCGCAGUCUGCUGAAGAACCUUGGCCACUGGCUGGGCAUGAUGACCCUCGGACGCAAUCGUCCCAUCCUGCUGUUGGACCUCGAUCUAAAGUCUCUGCUGGCCGAGGCCUAUCAUAAGGGCCAACAAGAGCUGCUUUUCGUGGUGCCCUUUGUGGCCAAGAUUCUCGAAUCGUCCGCCAAAUCACGCAUUUUCCGCUCGCCCAAUCCCUGGACCAUGGGCAUUAUGUACGUGCUGGGCGAGCUCCACCAGGAGCCGGACCUUAAAUUAAACCUUAAGUUCGAAAUCGAGGUACUUUGCAAGACGCUCAAUCUGGAGCUGGCCAAGCUGCGACCAGUGAUCUACCUCAAGGAUCCCACGCGAGCUCUACUCAUCGAGCAGCAGAUGUCGCAGCCAAAGCCGAAGCAACAGGAUACCAUUGCACCGCCGCCGUCUUUGCCGCGAGAACAACAGCAAUCGCCAGCCCAGCCGCCUCCGCAGCAGCAGCAGCAGCCACAGCCACAACAACAGGCUCCUCCACCGGCUCCGCCGUCGGAUGUGGACGCCCAGACGGCAGCCGCCAUGAUGAUGGGAGCCGGCGGCAGUGGAGCGAACAGCACUCCCGGAUCAGUGGCCUCUCCCAAUCUGCCCACCGAUCCCAGCCAGGUGGUGCUGCCACCGCCCGAGCCGCGGUACGCGUACGUGGACGUGAAUGUGAGCAACUUCCAGCUUAUUGCACAGCACCUGGUGCUGCCCCCAAAUAUUCCAUUCCUGCACGCCAAUCCAGGAAUCAAGCAUAUCGUGAUCAAUGCCGUGGAACGCACGAUCACCGACUGGCUGCAGCCCAUCGUGGAUCGGAGCAUUCGCAUCGCUUGCGCCACCACCGAGCAGAUAAUCCGUAAGGACUUUGCCCUGGAUGCGGACGAGAACCGCAUGCGCACCGCUGCUCACCAGAUGGUGCGCAACCUGGCUGCCGGCAUGGCCAUGAUCACCGGCAAGGACGAGAUAGCCCGUGCCAUUAGCCAGAACCUGCACAAGGCAUUGUUCUCGGCACUCACUGGAAUGCCCAGCCUGACUGAGAUCCAGGCUGCUGCCCUGACGCUGGCCAGCGAGAAUGUGGAACUUGUGUGCGCCUUUAUCCAGAAGACAUCGGCCGAGAAGGCAGCCGCCGAGAUUGACAGGCGUCUGAGCACCGAUUUCGAGACCCGAAAGAUCGCACGGGAGGAGGGCAAUCGCUUUGUGGACUCUCAAAUUCUGAGCUAUCAGCAGGAUCGCCUUCCGGAGGCAGUGCGCAUCAAGGUGGGUGCUGCUCCAGCUACACUGUUCGCGGUGUACUCGGAGUUUGCCCGAAGCAUUCCCGGCUUUCAGCAGAUGAGCGAACGGGAUAUCGCCCUGUUUGUGCCGAAGCCACAGGAUCUGGCGCAGCCAAAUGUGUUUGCAAACGAUGAGAGCAGCAUGGUUUACGCCGAGGUGGCCAGUAAAAUGGAGGCCUUUAUGAACACGGCCAUUAAUGUGCCAUCGCUGCAGGUGCAGGCCAGCAAGAUGCAUAUGCUCCUCAAUGCCCUGAUGUCAACACGCAGACAGAGAGACCAGGAUUCGGCCUUUAAUCUACUAACCCGUGCCGUCGAAGGCUUGACCGAGGGCUUGAUCACUGUGCCUGAGCACAUGGAACAGAUGAAGCUCUACCAGAACAUCCAUCUUCGCAUCCUCAGUCUGCUGCACAACAGCUUUGGUGCCCCCAACACGGAGCGAGCUGUGACCAAGUGCUUCUUCGAUAUCCGCGAGGAGGUGCGCUACAACGUGGAGGCGGCCCGCGCCCUCAUCACCUCACAUUUUGUCAAUUUAAAUCAAUUCGAUGUAAUGCUGCGGGAUUGCAUGGACAAUGGCAACAACUAUGUGGCCAUUUCCUUUGGCAUCGCUUUACUGGAGCGUCUAAUCAUGGAGGAUAGGGCGAUUAACAUUGUGUCGGACAACGAGUUUAUGGCCACAGUGGAACUGCUGGGCAGGCUAACCCAGCACCGUCAUCGCUAUCCGGAGUGCAUUGUGAAUGCCAUCGAGGCGCAGUGGAGUGGAAACUUCAACUCCAGUGGUGACAUCAGUCCGUUCAACGCUUGCGAGCGUUACCUGCAAGGAGCCUCCCAGUACAUUCACUCCGGCAUGCAUCACGUGAGGUCAUGUGACACAGAUGAUCCGCCAGGAUUGCAGGAAAAGACCGAGUUCUUGCUCAAGGAUUGGGUGGCCCUGUACACCCAGCAGAACCAGCAAUCCACUCGAGAUGCCCGGCACUUUGGUGCCUUUGUGCAGAAAAUGAAUACAUACGGAAUCCUUAAGACGGACGACCUGAUCACACGCUUCUUCCGUCAGGCCACGCACAUCUGCACGGAUGUGGUAUACCGAAUGUUCGCGGAGCCCAGCCUGCCCAUUAACCAGGCCAAGAACAAGAUUUUCCAAUGGAUCGAUGCUUUUGUGCAUUUGAUCGCGAUGCUGGUGCGUCACUCGGGCGAGGCUGGAAACCCGACAACCAAGAUCAACCUGCUGAACAAAGUGCUGGGCAUUGUGCUGGGCACGCUGCUCAAGGACCACGAGAUGCGCGGCGUGAGUUUCCAGCAGGUGGGCUACCAUCGCUUCUUUAUGAUGCUAUUCAUGGAGCUCUGCUCGGCGGACGUGAUACUCGAGACGCUGAUGCACAGCAUUGUGUCGGCCUUUGCCUACACUUAUCACCUGCUGAAUCCCAGCUUUGCUCCUGGCUUCUGCUUUGCCUGGCUGGAGCUUAUCUCGCAUCGCGUAUUCCUGGGCCGCAUUCUCGUCCAGAUUCCCGGCCAGAAGGGCUGGCCGCUUUACGCGCAACUGUUGCAGGAUCUCUUCAAGUAUCUGGCGCCCUUCCUGCGGAACACAGAGCUGGGCAAGCCUGUACAGCUCUUGUACAAGGGUACCCUGCGGGUGCUACUCGUCCUGCUGCACGACUUCCCGGAGUUCCUGUGCGACUAUCACUUUGGCUUCUGCGACACCAUCCCGCCCAACUGCGUUCAGAUGCGCAACAUUAUCCUGUCAGCGUUCCCGCGCAACAUGCGCCUGCCCGAUCCAUUUACGCCCAACCUGAAGGUGGACAUGCUGUCGGACAGCAGCAACGCGCCCAAGGUGCUCAGCAGCUAUAUCAUGAACAUCCAGCCGCCGAACUUUAAGAAGGAUCUGGACUCUUACCUCAAGGCCCGUGCGCCUGUUACCUUCCUUUCGGAGUUGCGUGGACACUUGCAGGUGACCCUCGAGCCGGGAACGCGCUACAACAUGACGCUGAUGAAUGCCCUGGUCAUGUAUGUUGGCACCCAGGCAAUUGCCUUGAUUAGAAACAAGAACUUUGUGCCCAACACAUCAAACAUUGCACACAGCGCUCACAUGGAUAUCUUCCAGAACCUGGCCGUCGACUUGGACACAGAGGGUCGCUAUCUGUUCCUGAACGCAAUUGCUAACCAGUUGCGCUAUCCUAACAGUCACACGCACUACUUUAGCUGCGCGGUCCUCCACCUGUUCGCCGAGGCCAACUCGGAGGCCAUUCAGGAGCAGAUAACACGCGUCCUGCUGGAACGAUUGAUUGUUAACCGCCCGCAUCCGUGGGGUCUGCUCAUUACGUUCAUCGAGCUGAUCAAGAAUCCCAUUUACAAGUUCUGGGAUCACGAUUUUGUGCACUGUGCACCGGAAAUUACCAAGCUCUUCGAAUCGGUGGCCCGAUCCUGUUUGGCCAAGUCGAACGUCACCCAGCAGCUAAACAUGCCCGUUGUCGUCGAUGGCGAGGGCCAGGAGGUGGUGGCCAACAUCAACUGAGAAAACGCCACCGUCCGACGCUUCUGCCUGGAGGUCUGUGCGCGACCCAGACGCAGGCAGUAGCACUCCCUCCCACACCGCACUACUACUAACAAUAACUGCGUUUAGUUUAUAGUGAAUCGUGUGUUUUUUUUAUUAAGGAUACAGUGAAAUCAGCAAAGAAACAUUUACGACAACAGCAACAAUAAUAACACAACAAGAACCAGAACAGCAGGCCAGGCCAAAGUCGGGACUCGACUUGUAUUUAAACGAACGGAGAAACGAUAACAUUUUAAAUGCGCCUCCCCUUGCCCCAGGGGGGAAUGUUAUAAAUUUUUAAAUUGAGUUGUAUUAUAAAAAAAAAACGAUAGAUGGAAGGCGAAAAAACUGUUGAUUACAGAUAGAUACUUUGUAAAGAAAUCAAACCAAGCGAUAAAAAAGAAAGAAAAAAAAAACGAAUUAAGUAUAAACAAAAAAAAAAGAGAAAAUCGAAAAAAGGAAAAUAAUUUUCUACAAAAAAAUUGCAAAAUAUGUACAAUGAGAAAAUGCGACAAAAACUAACAAAUGCGAUGUAAAUAUGUAGAUUGUUGUUGCUACUACAAAAAACAUUCGGCAGAAGGCGAGACAACAAACAACAGCAGCAGCAGAAAUUAGAUCAAAGAGAAGAUGCAGAAGACGUAGCAACAACAACAGCCACAAAGAAAACACAAGAACACAUACAACAAACGGAGAGAACCAGCAGAAGAAGAACCUACUCUCAGGACAGACGCUGAGAGGCAGAAGAGUCACUACCAAUUCGAGUUGUCAAAGUAGCUGCUUGCUCACAUCUUCACUUGCAAAUUCUCCUUAUCUUUAGUCUCUAAGAGCGCGCCCCUCAGUUAGUCUUCUCGUAUAUACGUUAACUUUUAAAGUGUUUCCGCACAAAACAAUUGUAACAAACUACCAAUCUACGUUUGAUCUUCAUAUUAAUUUUGUUUUUUAUACCUACCUACCUUUUAUUACGAACUGAUGAUCAUUAUUAACUGAAAAUGGAAUUAGCAUUGAACACAUCUCUUAGCUUGUUAAACUUAAAGUCGAUCGAUCCUCCCAUGUAAAGUUAGAGAGCUGUUAGUAUCAGAGAUCGAGAGAGAGAGAGAGCGUGGCCAAGGAGAGUCGCAGCCAUUAUCUAUAGAGCGAUCUAUAUAUAAAUAUAUAAAGUAUGUAUUUCCAAAUAUAAAUACGUAAUGUAAAUCGAUUAUGAAUGCGGCGCCGGCAGUGGGAGUCAUUAUCCUACCAAGUUAUGUGUACCCACUCCCGCACUCUCUGCAGCAACCCAACUCUAUAGUUUAUAGUCUCUGCACACGAAACACAUCCCUUUUGUAUUUACGCACGCGUCAAAUGUAUUUUGUAUUUUGAAUCAAAACUAAACUGAAUUGAAGCCUGAAGCCUGUAGAAAGCGAAAGAGAGUGAAGAGAGUACGUCUCAGUUUUCUAGACAAAGACCCCCCACAAACUCAUUUAUAGACUAAUUCCGUUUGCGAUGGCUAAGAAGGAAAAGUAUGUUUAUGUAUAUGAUGAUGAUGAAGAUGAUUAUGUUCACCGAUCGACCGACAGACACAAUACAAGAGAAACAUUCAUUAACAAAGGAUGCGACACGAGAAGAAACCACAACAAAUCUACAUUGA
Molecule: messenger RNA, 9884 nt
Organism: Drosophila kikkawai
Lineage: Eukaryota; Metazoa; Arthropoda; Insecta; Diptera; Drosophilidae
Gene: Not1
Product: CCR4-NOT transcription complex subunit 1
Biological process (GO): nuclear-transcribed mRNA catabolic process, deadenylation-dependent decay; negative regulation of translation
Cellular component (GO): P-body; CCR4-NOT core complex
Molecular function (GO): molecular adaptor activity
Source: RefSeq, a predicted model, not a curated record